This is a messenger RNA of Tympanuchus pallidicinctus (lesser prairie-chicken), 2851 nucleotides long. It is a transcript of the gene MKRN1, whose product is annotated as makorin ring finger protein 1. Gene Ontology annotation, molecular function: metal ion binding; ubiquitin protein ligase activity. Gene Ontology annotation, biological process: protein polyubiquitination. NCBI's taxonomy places the organism in Eukaryota, Metazoa, Chordata, Aves, Galliformes, Phasianidae. Bases 32 to 1450 code for a protein of 472 amino acids. The transcript is spliced from 8 exons. The record is from RefSeq and is a predicted model, not a curated record.
GGUGCUGUCGCCGUGUGUGGGAUAAACAGUAAUGGCUGAGGCGGUGGCUCUGGGAACAACGGCGGACGCCGCGGCGGCGGCGGUCCUGGGGCCGAGCACCGCCGCGGGAGCCACGGGUACCAUCUUCGGACCCGCGGCCGUGCCGCCCCUCGCCCUGGGGCCGGGCGGCGGCUGGACCAAACAGGUCACUUGCAGGUAUUUCAUGCAUGGAGUCUGCAAGGAGGGAGACAACUGUCGCUACUCUCAUGACCUGUCCACCAGUCAGUCUGCCAUGGUGUGCAGGUAUUAUCAGCGUGGAUGCUGUGCUUACGGAGAUCUCUGCAGAUAUGAACACACCAAGCCGCUGAUGCAGGAAGAAGAAGAAGAAGAAGAAGAAGAGACUACUGUGAAUCCAGCUGCAAAAAUGUAUCCCUCAGUAUCCUCAGACCUCGCAUUAUUCCCUGAAAUUGUUGAAGAAGAUAUUAUUGAGAUAGAAGAUGAAAAUAUAGAUCUGGCAGCUGCUGGAGUAGGUGCUGAAGACUGGGUGAAUGCUGUAGAGUUUGUUCCUGGGCAGCCAUACUGCGGACGUGCUGCCCCUUCCUGCACUGAAGUACCCUUGGAGGAAAUGGUGAUUGAGGAAGAGUAUGAAAAGCAGGAAGCAGACGUGGAGAUGAAGAAGGAGCUGUGCCCCUACGCUGCAGUGGGAGAGUGUCGUUAUGGAGAAAACUGCGUGUAUAUCCAUGGGGACGUCUGUGAUAUGUGCGGACUGCAGGUCUUGCACCCAAUUGAUGCUGCGCAGAGAUCCCAGCACAUAAAGUCUUGCAUUGAAGCUCACGAGAAGGACAUGGAGCUUUCAUUUGCCGUCCAGCGUAGUAAAGACAUGGUGUGCGGGAUAUGCAUGGAGGUGGUGUAUGAAAAAGCUAAUCCUAGUGAGCGCCGCUUUGGGAUCCUCUCCAACUGCAACCACACUUACUGUCUCAAGUGCAUCCGCAAGUGGAGGAGUGCUAAACAAUUUGAGAGCAAGAUUAUAAAGUCCUGCCCAGAGUGUCGGAUCACAUCUAACUUUGUCAUUCCAAGUGAGUACUGGGUGGAGGAGAAGGAAGAGAAGCAGAAACUCAUUCAGAAGUACAAGGAGGCAAUGAGCAACAAGCCAUGCAGGUAUUUUGAUGAAGGCCGUGGGAGCUGUCCAUUUGGAGGGAACUGCUUUUACAAACAUGCGUAUCCUGAUGGCCGUCAAGAGGAGCCACAGAGACCCAAAGCCCAGCGGAGGAAUCGGUUCUGGGAGUUCAUUGAGGAGCGAGAGAAUGGUGACCCAUUUGAGACCGAUGAGGAUGAAGUGGUGACCUUUGAGCUCGGUGAGAUGUUGCUCAUGCUGUUGGCAGCAGGAGGUGAUGAUGAGCUAACGGAUUCCGAGGACGAGUGGGACUUGUUUCAUGAUGAGCUGGAAGAUUAUUACGACCUGGAUCUAUAGCACCUGACAGUGGAGUGUGGACUGUCGUCUUGGCUUCAGGCAGUAGCUAUUACUUACCUGUGGUGUUGUGGCAGUGCCUGUGUUUCUCCUAGGCAGGCCUAUCAAUUCCAGGUGCUGUUGUAAUAACUUUUACCCAGGGUCUGUCUUCUCCUGUCCCCUCCCGCCCCAAGAGUGUUGUUUCUCCUCUGUUUAAACAAAUAACAAGAAAUCUUUAAAAUCUUAGUUUUUGUAAAAAUGAAUUUAACUGUCAAACAGUUAGCUUAGGUUUGUUGCUUCAUCUAUGUACCCAACAAGCUCACCCAGUUCCAGGGUUAAAGUGUUUACAGGACUUCCACACUCAUUUUGAAGAGCCCAGAUACAAAAAUGAGCGGUGGCCAUGCAGUGGGGAUGUAAAUUGGCUGAUGGCCUCUUUUCUGUCUCUGUAUCAAUAUUUCUGACGUCAGGCCAGAUAAAAUAAUCCUUUUCUGACAUCAGCUCCGUUCCAGCCCCCUCAUGUACACAUCUUCAUUUGUGAUUUUGGACUCUUGUUUACUUGCACAUUACUAUUACUACUGUGUAACCAGAACCAGGUGUGAAUGUUCCAAGUUUUUACUGUGUCUAGCAUGAAAGGAUAAUGUCUUAGUGAAAGGAGAACUUUCUAUGUGUAUAUACAGAUAAACGUAGAGUUGGACCUCGAGGAUGGGGAGACUCUGUGUAAGUUAAGUAACAAGGCCACCUUUCAUCCCCUCUUGGUGCAUGAAGUCUAGCCUCCAAUUGGACAUGAAACUGGUUUAGUGGUCUCAGCUCAGUCCGUGGCAACGAUCUGUCAUGUGCAACUCCCUGAUACACCAGCUCUCUUUCAUGUGUUUCGUUAGGGUGGUCCAGGAGCAGAAGUCCGGUUAGCUGAGUGGGGUCGGAGGAACACGAGAGGCCCCUUUAGCUGCAUUGCUCUUUAAGUUUUAGAACUCGAUGUGGCCACGUAAGCCGCGAGCUUUGCUAGGAAAUCUCUGUGCCUCUCAGCUGGUUCAAGGGCCGUGUGCCUUUCGGCAUCUGAGUGGGGCAGGUUGCCUGGUCAAGCUGUUCAGCUUACGUGAGUUAGCGCUUAGGAAGUCGGUCAUGCAGUUUCUGGCUGUAAUUUGCAUUGAGAAAUUACAUUGCCACCAAAGCUCCCGUACAGGAAUUUUAACCUUGCAUUACAUUAUUGCUGUUGUUUUUUUUUUUUUAUUGACUUGUGGAUGCCCCGUGAUCUGUUUUCCUGCUGCUCUUGUCCCCUAGAUUGCCUCUCCUUUCACUUUUAAUUGGAAUGAGAAAUUGUUCUGAGGUCUAUAAUGUAAUGUUUUGCAGCUGCCUUUUGUAAGAAGCACUUUUCCCAAAUAAAAAAACACAAAAAAAUGAAAAAAACAAAAACCCCAAAAAAAUCAA